Triticum dicoccoides is the source of this 926-nucleotide messenger RNA. RefSeq names its product preprotein translocase subunit SECE1-like. Lineage: Eukaryota; Viridiplantae; Streptophyta; Magnoliopsida; Poales; Poaceae. Gene Ontology annotation, cellular component: chloroplast thylakoid membrane. The coding region runs from base 84 to 602 and encodes 172 amino acids. The transcript has a single exon. The record is from RefSeq and is a predicted model, not a curated record.
GAUUCGAUCCAUUCCCUUUGUGUCUUAUCUCCGGCGCAGAGAAGCCUCCAGCUCCGGCCGCUGAGCCAACCAAAACGGAAGCCAUGGCGACCACGUCGACCACCCCGUUCCACCGUCUCCUCGCCCCGGCCCGGUCGAACCCCGCUGCGCGCCUCUCCCUCUACACCCGCGGCCCUCCCACGCUCUCCUUCUCCCGCUUCAUCUCCGUCCGCCGACGUCUCGCUGCCGCAUCCAAGGACACCGCCAGCGACAAGGGGCAAGAACAAGAAUCGUCCACGGUAGCGGGCGGAGCCGCGGAGCCCGCAGAGGAGGAAACACCUCCGGGUGAAAAGACCUCAGAUGAAGUGGCGACGGAGCUUAAGGAGGUGAUGCGUGCGCGUAAGGAGGCGGAGGUCGCCGCAGGCGGCGGUGGGUGGUGGGCCGGGGUGGCGCAGGAGAUGACGGAGAUCGAGUGGCCGGCGCCGGGGAAGGUUCUGGGCACCACGGGGGUCGUCCUCGGGAUCAUCGCGGGAUCCACGGUCGCCCUGCUCUCCGUGAACGCGAUCCUCGCCGAGCUCUCCGACCGUGUCUUCGUUGGCCGGGGCCUUCAGGAUUUCUUCUAAGGGUGAAGUGGCAUCAAUUUGUCUCCGUUUAUAUUUCGAGAAUUCAGAUAGGCGUAUUGCAAGGUUCAUAGAUUGAAAAUGGCUGUGUUGCUGCAAGAGAAAUAUGAUAUGCUGUUCCGCAGACAAUUGCAUUGUGCUAACCUGUGCGUGCGAUUCAGUCUUCGGGAAAGAGUUUUGGCUGGCAUUUCUGUGCUAACUACUCUUACUCCGAGAAGAGAAACCUAGCUGAGUUUCUACUUAUGUCAGUAGCACAAAGUAAAGCUGGUUAAUUUAUACUUGAUAAAACUGAUAAACUUACUUGCACUUGGCAAUAUUUUCUAUUUA